Cheilinus undulatus (humphead wrasse) is the source of this 1905-nucleotide messenger RNA. RefSeq names its product suppressor of IKBKE 1 (gene sike1). The record is from RefSeq and is a predicted model, not a curated record. NCBI's taxonomy places the organism in Eukaryota, Metazoa, Chordata, Actinopteri, Labriformes, Labridae. Bases 259 to 927 code for a protein of 222 amino acids. The transcript has 5 exons.
GUUCAGUGUCAAACGGAAACGACCGACUUGACAACAAUCCGGAGUGAGCAGAGUUUUUGUAAUUGAAUUAAUCUGACUACUGACAGAUCUGUUAUAGUUUGGAGACUCUGCUACAGUGACACUUCGGUUGUUGUUGCUAACUAAGGACAGAUAUGUUACCUUACUGAAGCUAAGGCUAAGAGAUUUUCAGAUUUAACGUCAACUGUUGUAGUCAGGUAGCUAGCUUACGUUUUAUUCAGGAGUUAUCACCUUCAGUAAAUGGCCUGUACUCUGGAGAAAGUGUUGGGCGAUGCCCGGACUCUUCUGGAGAGGCUGAAAGAGCACGACACGGCCGCAGAGGGGCUGAUAGAGCAGUCCGGGGCCCUCAGCCAGAGAGUCCAGAACAUGAAGGAGGUGGGAAAUGCUCUUCCUGAUAAGCACACGGAAGACAAUUCAGAGAUCCAGGAGCUGACCAAAUAUAAGCCUCAUGUCCUUCUAACUCAGGAAAACACUCAAAUCAAGGAACUGCAGCAGGAAAAUAAAGAACUAUGGUUGUCCCUUGAAGAACACCAGUAUGCACUGGAACUGAUCAUGGGUCGAUACCGUAAGCAGAUGCUCCAGCUGAUGAUGGCGAAGAAAGAGCUGGACACUAAACCUGUGCUCAGCCUCCACGAGGAUCACGCAAAAGAAGUGCAGAGCCAGGUGGAGCGAAUAUGUGAGAUGGGACAGGUGAUGAGAAGAGCUGUACAGGUGGAUGAUCAGCACUACUGCUCUGUCAGAGAGAGGCUCGCACAGCUAGAGAUCGAGAACAAGGAGCUACGAGACCUCCUGGCUAUCAGUAAAGCUUCUGUGAAGAUGGCAAGAGAAGAGCCAAACCAGCCAGCAGCAGCAGCAGCAGCGCAAGAACAAAAACAGAAACCAUCUCCUGAGCCAGUGGCCAAUGAGUAAUCAAUAAAACUUUAAAAUGAACUGUCAGUGGGGCAACAACACCUCCAAGACCAGGAGACAGGGUGGAAGUUCUCUUUACCUGAAAUCACCACAUUAUUAUUAUUUUUCUACACAAGAUGAAAUGCAGUCAAACCCCAGCAUUCUGUUUCUGCGAAGGCCACUUAAACGCAGCAUCCUGGCUAUAGCAAGCAUUUACCUACGGGUAGUUACUGAUGGUAGCUAAUGUUCAUAUUUUUACAGCAUGUGUUGAAUCACUGCAGGCUUGUUGGAGUAUUUUUCACAAAGUUUGACUGUUUGAAAUUGUAUCACUGAAAAGAACCAAGAGGACACAAAUAUGCUCUGACUUGUAGCAAAGGGGAUUUUUUUUUUUUUGGCCAAAGUCAGAUUUACUUUUAAAGAAAACAGCUUCUACCUCUCUGGUGCCCCUUUAUUGUUCACUCAUCCACAGUGUGUAACGUCUUCAUGAACACCCCAGCUAUUAGUUCACUUUUAAGUCCAGCUCGUAUCCACAGGACGUUAGGAGGCUGUGCUUGAUAAUCACUGCCAACAACAUGACUUUGGCUGUUUCCCUGUUUGGCUGCUGAGGAGUGACAUUGGAUCAUUUUUAUGUGAUUGUCUGGUCAUUUUAUGAAUUUGAUAUGUCUGUGUGUCUGUUUGUAGAAUUCACAUGUGACAGUAACAUAUUUUCCAUGUUUGAUUCUGUGUGUUCAACACUAGUUUUGUAAUUUUCAGAUUUGGAUACAGAGUAAUCACUUGUCCCAGCAGAUGGAGCAUCUUUAUUUAAUCAUUUGAAAACAUGGCAACUUUUUGCGUAAUGGAUAUUAAACGUAUGCAGACUGUAUGUUGUGAGAAGUCAGACAUUGUCAUCUCAGGAAAUCGGUGUUAAAAGAGUGGACAUGCUGUAUUGACUCCAUGACAGUUUACUGAUAUGUGUCAAAUGAGAUUUCAUGUAGAAACUUUAAAAUAAAUUUGCAAUAA